This is a messenger RNA of Argentina anserina (silverweed cinquefoil), 1437 nucleotides long. Its product is annotated as very-long-chain 3-oxoacyl-CoA reductase 1-like. The transcript is spliced from 3 exons. The coding region runs from base 85 to 1065 and encodes 326 amino acids. Gene Ontology annotation, cellular component: endoplasmic reticulum. Gene Ontology annotation, molecular function: ketoreductase activity. Lineage: Eukaryota; Viridiplantae; Streptophyta; Magnoliopsida; Rosales; Rosaceae. The record is from RefSeq and is a predicted model, not a curated record.
GUAUUUAUAUAAUAGUUUUGAAAAUAAAGUAAUUUAUCAGGUCUUCUUCUUCUUCUUGUCUCGUUUUGAGAACUUACAGUGGCAAUGGAAAUGCCGCACCUUUUCAUAGUGGCAGCAGCCACUAUAGGUUUCAUCUCAGUUUGCAAAUCUCUGAUCAAUUUUCUGAGAUGCGUAUGGGUCAUGUUCUUUAGACCCUCCAAAAAUCUCAGAAAGUAUGGAUCUUGGGCCAUCAUCACUGGCGCCACCGACGGCAUUGGCAAAGCCCUCGCCUUUGAAAUGGCCUCAAAGGGCCUCAACCUCGUCUUGGUGGGUCGAAACCCUUCAAAGCUCGAAGCCACCUCACUUGGAAUCCAUGAAAGAUACGGCGACCGAGUUGAAGUCAAGAGCAUUGUUAUGGACUUGGGGAAGCUGAGUGGGGAGGAGAUAGCUGGACAAAUAGAGGAAGGAAUCAAAGGGCUUGAUGUUGGGGUUUUGGUUAACAAUGCAGGGGUGGCUUACCCUUAUGCUAAGUAUUUUCAUGAGGUUGAUUUGGAGAUCAUGGAGAGCAUUACAAAGGUGAACAUUGAAGCAGCUACUUGGGUGUGCAGGGGUGUGAUUCCAGGUAUGCUCAAGAAAAAGAGAGGAGCUAUUGUCAACAUUGGAUCUGCUUCGUCUGUGAUUGUUCCGUCAUAUCCUCUCUACACUGCUUAUGCUGCUUCCAAAGCGUACCUUGCAGUGUUCACAAGGUGCACUAGUUUGGAAUACAAGCAGCAUGGAAUAGACAUUCAGUGUCAGAUUCCUAUUUUCGUGGCGACAAAGAUGACAAAAUUGAAGGCAUCUUCUUUCUUCGUUGCGUCUCCAGAGAUGUAUAGCAAAGCAAGCAUACGAUGCAUUGGUUACGAACAUCUAUGUACACCAUUCUGGGGGCACUCAUUGCAGUGGUUCAUCACACGUGCUUUGCCGGAUGCUUUCUUGAAUGAGAGCAUUUUCCGGUACUUCCUUGGGAUGCGAAAGAGAGGUCAACUGAAGGAGUCUCGGAUUAAAAGGAUGCAGCAACAAGAAAAUGCUUUGGGAAAUGGCAGUUAACUUAGUUCUGAACCUUUUGUCCUGUUUCUCUUCAUCAUAUUUUCAAGGAAACUGGUUAUGUAGCUGAUGGCUCAGCUAAUAUGAGUUGGAAGUUUCAUUUGAGAUCGCGCUUCUACGGCAGAAACAGGAUCAAGGCUCUUCGUGAGGUGUAAGUGCUGCAACUUCUGUAAUACUGGCCAAGUAAAAGAAACAUGAGUUAUGCUACUACAUCACUAUAGGCUUGAAUCCUUCAACCUUUCUCAUAUAUUUAAUGUAUUAAAUUUAGGUCCAUAACACAAUAACCUCUACAAUGAGUUGGUUGAAUCUUGGAUCAGACCCUUCAGUCUCUUUUUAAGUCCUGGCAGAAUUUGGAAGUCUGCAUUGAACAUAUUA